This is a messenger RNA of Mercenaria mercenaria, 2977 nucleotides long. Its product is annotated as beta-mannosidase-like. NCBI's taxonomy places the organism in Eukaryota, Metazoa, Mollusca, Bivalvia, Venerida, Veneridae. Bases 212 to 2977 code for a protein of 921 amino acids. Gene Ontology annotation, biological process: carbohydrate metabolic process; glycoprotein catabolic process. Gene Ontology annotation, molecular function: beta-mannosidase activity. The transcript is spliced from 18 exons. The record is from RefSeq and is a predicted model, not a curated record.
GAAAACAAGACAAUCAAAAUCAACUGUACACGUGCACUUGUAAAUGAUUACUACUAAAAAAUAACAUUUAGCACAUUAUGGUAUACAAGUUUCAAGUAAGAUUAUUCUAUUCUGUAUUGUAAGCAAACAACCGAUUGGUUAUGUUUAUUAAGUCUUACACAUCUCAGCUGUUGCGUUUGAUCUAAUCCCAGUUUACGACAAGCUCUGGAAUAUGUUGCAUCUAUUGCUUUUGAUGUUUUUCUCUCUUUCAUACAGUGAAUAUAUUACUCUGAAUGGAAAAUGGACACUUCUUAAUUCCACAAUGGAUGGUAUACCUGCAAAUGUUCCGGGAGGGGUUCAUACGACCCUUAUGGAGGCUGGGAUACUGAAUGACCCAUACUACCGUAAGAAUGACGAAGUUUAUCAGUGGGUCGGGAGAGGAGACUGGCAAUACAAUAGAACGUUUGAAGUACCGAGUGAUGUUUUACAAAUGGACAAAAUCCUCUUGUUUUGUGAGGGACUGGACACGAUAGCGACAGUGACCAUCAAUGACAAAGUGGUUGGAAAAUCUGACAAUAUGUUUGUUAGAUAUAUCUUUGAUAUCAAACCAGCUCUCAAGGAAAUGAAUACUAUUACUGUAGACUUCACAUCACCUGUAAGUUAUGGACUGGAGAGAGCAGGGUCUACUGAGUACAAUAUUCCACCUGACUGCCCGCCAUAUUAUUUCCAUGGUGAAUGUCACAGAAACAUGGUGAGAAAAAUGCAGUGUGCUUUUAGCUGGGACUGGGGACCAGCAUUCGUCACCAUGGGAAUCUGGAAGAAUAUUUAUUUACAAGCCAUAGGUUGGACACUGAUCACAGACAUAACUACGGAAACUUCACAAGACAAAGAUGCUUGGAGAUUACAUGUGGAUGUAUUUACGCGAAAUAGUGACAAUAUCGACGGGAAAGGAAUCUUAGAGUUGAAACUUGAAGAUACUGAUGUUAGUGUAGUGAGAAAGGUGAAACUGAAAGGUGACUCUCAGAAAUUGACAGCAGAGUUUGAUAUUCCAAAGAAAACAGGAAUCAUUGCCUGGUGGCCGAGAGGAUAUGGUCCACAGACUUUGUACAAUUUAACUGUCACACUGAAAACCGAACUUGGAAUUGUUCUAUCAGAGAAGACUGUAAGAUUCGGAUUUAGAACCGUAAAGCUUGUACAGGAACCAAUUUCAGCUCGAGAACGUGACGGACUUUCAUUUUAUUUUCGCAUCAACGACCAUCCGAUAUUCCUAAAAGGUUCAAACUGGGUACCAGCAGACAGCUUUCCGGAGCGAGUAACCAAAGCUAGAAUCAAAAACUACUUACAGUCAGCAGUUGACGCAAACAUGAACUGUCUGCGAGUAUGGGGUGGCGGUAUUUAUGAAACGGACUACUUUUAUGAUUUGGCGGAUGAAUAUGGCAUCUUAAUCUGGCAAGAUUUCAUGUUUGCAUGUGCAUUGUACCCGGCAGAUGAAGCGUUCCUGUCAUCGGUGAGAGAGGAAGUUACUUAUCAGAUUAUACGACUGAAAAAUCACCCAUCGGUAUUCGUCUACAGUGGAAAUAAUGAGAACGAAGUAGCCAUCACUGGAGGCUGGUGGCCAGGUGUAUUUAGAAAUCAGAAAUUAAUGUCAGACUAUGUGAAGCUUUACAUAAACACAAUUCAAGACAUUGCUAAAGAAGAUGAUCCAACGAGACCGUUUUUGAUUUCGAGUCCCAGUAACGGCGUACGUACAGUUAUGGAUGGUGGUAUAUCUAAUACAGACCCAGGGGGCGUAUUGUAUGGUGAUAUUCACGACUAUCAAUACACACAACCUUUCUUCGACGAUAUGACAUACAAAGUACCAAGAAUGGCAUCGGAAUAUGGUCUCCAAUCAUUUCCUAGCUUAGAGUCAUUGGAUGAAGUGUAUGAUAAACGAGAUCUUUUCUACGAGUCAGACGUAAAUGACUACAGGCAACACCAUGCUGGCGGAAAUCUUCAGAUGCAGCACCUUAUAACCAUGUAUAUGUUACCUCCGGAAAGCAGUGUUCCACAUCAAAGGUUUGAGGAUAUAAUCUACUGUACACAGAUUGUGCAAGCAAUUGCUAUGCGAACGGAGACGGAACAUUAUCGGCGAUGGCAAAGUGAAGUCAAUUUAUACGGCGAGGGAAAGACAAUGGGUGCAAUGUACUGGAUGUUUGCCGACAUCUGGCAAGCUCCCUCUUGGUCUUCUAUCGAAUACGGAGGUAAAUGGAAAAUGUUGCAUUACUACGCAUACCACUUCUUCUCACCUGUUUUAAUUUCACCGUAUGUGAGCAGAGACAAGUUACAAGUGUACGUUGUUGUUGAUGAACUACCGAAGUUUCAGCGCACAUAUCUUCUGGAUGGCAAAACAUUUUCACAGAAAAACAGCAAAUUUGGCACAUUUUCAAGUUCGUGGAAGCACAUACUGUUAGAUCUUCUAAAGGAUAAUUUAGAAGGAAGUAAUGAGGCACUGUUGUUAUUGUCUGGUACUGUUUACCUGCGUGUAUACUCCUGGGACAACAUGGAGCCAAAGUAUACAGAAGAAAUAGCUUUUGAGCUGUAUAAACCUGCUGAACAAGUUUACGAAGAAUCUGUGGCAAAUAUUGUCCGGAAAGCCGGUUGUGGAGCACCAGAAUAUUGUUUCAUUGUUCUGUAUAUCGGAGACCUCAGUAAUGGACUUUCCACGUGGUAUCCCUUGACAACAUUUAAGAAAUCGAAAGGUUUAAAAGUACCAAAUAUCAAGGUUAACCAGAUUAAGGAAUCAGAAGACAGUGGCACCUUUGAAAUACAUCUUAUAACGGACGCCAUCGCUCCGUUUGUUUGGCUGGAAGCUUACGGCAAAAAAGGAAGGUUUUCAGAUAACGGAUUUCUAAUGUUCCAAGCAGAGAAGACCAUCAUGUUUUAUGCAUGGGAAAGCACAGAUGUGGAUAUGCUCAAAGAUAUUAUUUCUGUUAAAUCUCUUAUGGAUAUCUACCACUGA